ACACAUGACUCAUGUCAUUUGAAAAAAAGUCUCGUGUUGAUUGUUUCAUAUUGUCGUGUUAUUUUUCUCUGUGAAUGUACGGAUAGUUCGGAAAAUCGAAUGCAAAUAAUUGCUAAAGCCCCACAUGUGAAAAACGUGAUUAUUUUGUGAAGGUUUCUAAAUAAACGCCAAGAUUACGGCCAAAAUGCAGGGCGUGAGCGCACCUCGUGAGGGUGCUCCGCCGAUCAUUAGCACAAGUUCUACGAUCCUAAACAUGCGUGAAAAAGAGAAAUACAUUGAAGAUUUCGACUUCCCCUUCUGCGAUGAGUCUUCCAAAUACGAGAAAGUUGCUAAAAUCGGCCAGGGGACCUUUGGAGAAGUGUUCAAAGCCCGAGCAAGGAACAGUAGCAAGAAAUUUGUAGCAAUGAAAAAGGUCUUGAUGGACAAUGAAAAGGAGGGCUUCCCCAUCACGGCACUGCGAGAAAUAAAGAUUCUACAGCUUCUAAAACACGAAAACGUGGUGAAUUUGAUAGAAAUAUGCAGGACAAAAGCUACAAGUCACAAUAAAUAUAGAUCAACCUUCUAUCUAGUAUUUGAUUUUUGCGAGCACGAUUUAGCCGGCCUACUUUCAAAUGUGAACGUGAAAUUCAGUUUAGGAGAGAUAAAAAAAGUCAUGCAGCAGUUGUUAAACGGUCUCUACUACAUUCAUAGUAAUAAAAUCCUGCACAGAGACAUGAAAGCGGCCAACGUUUUGAUAACGAAGAAUGGUGUUCUCAAAUUGGCAGACUUCGGCCUGGCUAGAGCGUUCAGUGUGGCGAAACAGGGACAAGUGAACAAAUACACGAAUCGGGUUGUUACGUUGUGGUACAGGCCGCCAGAGUUGUUAUUAGGUGACCGUAACUAUGGGCCUCCGGUGGACAUGUGGGGUGCCGGUUGUAUCAUGGCUGAGAUGUGGACACGGUCUCCUAUCAUGCAGGGUCCAACGGAGCAGCAGCAACUGAUUCUGAUCUCGCAGCUGUGUGGCUCGUGCACUCCCGACGUGUGGCCAGGGGUGGAGCACCUCGACCUGUACACUAAGAUGGAGCUGCCCAAAGGACAGAAGAGGAAGGUCAAGGAAAGGCUAAAACCUUACGUGAAGGAUCCCUAUGGCUGUGAUCUGCUGGAUAAGCUGCUGCAAUUAGACCCGGCUAAGAGAUACGACGCGGACACUGCGCUGAACCACGACUUUUUCUGGACUGAUCCGAUGCCCUGCGACCUGGCCAACAUGCUGGCCCAGCACUCGCAGAGCAUGUUCGAGUAUCUGGCGCCGCCGCGCCGCCCCGGGCACCUUCGUCACCACCACCACGUGGCCGGCCAGCCGCCGAAGCCCAGCCAGCCCCUACAGGACUCCACCUACCAGGACCGCGUCUUCUAACCGGCGGAGCCCUUAGGGUAGUCCACCAGCGGGGCCAACACACCCUGGACACUUCAUACAAAACUCGUUCUACACAGACACUACACAUUGAAGUUAUCGUACGGUCACGACCAUUAAUAUGUAUACACUUUGGUACCAUGUCACAUUAACUUUUUUGACAAAUUGAACUGUAAGUCUCGCUAAAUGUCAAAUAUGUUAGUGCGACAGAGUCCUAAAGUGGGUACAUUAUAUUGCUCAUGACUGUACACGCGCAUCUGUGUGUGACGACUGCCAUACGAUUAAAGACAGUAAGACCGAGGGGGUGAGGUAAACCUAGCUCAGCCGCUGGUGGGGGGGCGGAGAGUCGCCGUUCUAUACGUAGUAUUAUUCGUUCUACGCUUUUGUAUUAACACGGAAUAGAAGAGGUUGGAAAGGCCCUAACGCGCAUUUUGUAUGAGAACCGCUGUCGUCGGUUCAACCCCACUCUCUUUUACAACUCCUGCAAACAGAUAACUACGAUAGCUCUACUGCUUCUCAAAUUCCACAGCCACUUUACCGGCGAUGUAUAUUUUAUGUUUUAGGCUGCAAUUUUAUCAUUACUUUUCGUAAAAUACUGCAUACGAAAGCAUUUUUUUGAUAAAUAGCCGUUUAUACUAAGGUUUUUAGCUUUCCUGUGAUAAGGAGGAAUCUCCUUGCGUGAUAGCCGAUAUUAGAUUUUCUGCCCUGCAAGUUAUAACGCACAAGACGACCUUAUAAUAUACUAUCGCGGAGCUCCGUGCGUCGUGAAGUUUGCGGGCGAGUGGAGUGCAAAGUUGAAGUAUGAACUGUUUGCUCAUACUUGUAUGGCAGGCGUUUCGCGCUCACUUGGCCCUUCCAACGUCUUUCUUCUAUUCCGUGGUGAAAAAAAAAAAAAAAAAAAAAAAAACACCCGCUCGCUAGCUACGUUUAAGUGCGAUGUAAUAGGGGGCAAGCCUAUUGCCAUUAACCGGGCACAAAUAUAACAUAACAUCUCGACUGUAUUUCCAAAGGGGUAGGCAGAGUUGUAUAGUACACCCAAUCCUCGCGAGCUAUGUAAUUAUGAUAUGUAAGUGGUUUAAAACUUAAGACUUGUUAAAGUGAAUGUUUCAUCCUAUAGUUAGUGUGUUAUUAAAGGUAGUAUUAUAAAAAAAAAAAUUGUAAAUUAUAAAAAAAUAUAUAUAGUUUUAUACGAAGCAAAA
This is a messenger RNA of Pectinophora gossypiella (pink bollworm), 2589 nucleotides long. It is a transcript of the gene Cdk9, whose product is annotated as cyclin-dependent kinase 9. Gene Ontology annotation, cellular component: nucleus. Gene Ontology annotation, biological process: protein phosphorylation. Gene Ontology annotation, molecular function: ATP binding; cyclin-dependent protein serine/threonine kinase activity. Lineage: Eukaryota; Metazoa; Arthropoda; Insecta; Lepidoptera; Gelechiidae. Bases 185 to 1393 code for a protein of 402 amino acids. The transcript has 5 exons. The record is from RefSeq and is a predicted model, not a curated record.